Xenopus laevis (African clawed frog) is the source of this 2266-nucleotide messenger RNA. Its product is annotated as tripartite motif-containing protein 5. The coding region runs from base 300 to 2129 and encodes 609 amino acids. The record is from RefSeq and is a predicted model, not a curated record. NCBI's taxonomy places the organism in Eukaryota, Metazoa, Chordata, Amphibia, Anura, Pipidae. The transcript is spliced from 2 exons.
CCAGUUUCCAACCGAAAGUAAAUGAUCAAUUUCAUAUCCAGCUCCUCGGGAUCUGGGCACCAUCACAUCUGCUCCCAGUGGGCCAGGAAGGGGCACAUUAGGUGCCAAGUGGAACUGCUGAAUGAGGAGCCCGGGAGGAGAAAGGGAAAUAUUCUGUACUGACCCAUUUCAGAGACACAGAGGCAAUGUGCCACAAACAGAGGAGUAAAGGCAUGCUUAAUGACAUAUUUAUUUUAAGAUAGAAUGUUUUAGGUCCUAAUUACCACCCAUUUCUAGGUAACUCCAAGUCCUGUUUGGCCAUGGAAUUUGGACUCUCCCACAUAAACAGGGACUAUACAGAAUUUACAGGAGGGGACAGAGAAAGAAACUGCUGCAGAAGCAACACAAAACAGACAAAGAGGAGCUGCCACUCAAGAGAAGAGAUGGAUGAAGAAGCCCAGAGGAAGCAGGAGGAUAAGAGAGAAGUUCAACAAGAUCAGAUCCAGCAGCUGGAGGACAAGCUUCACCAACUGGAUCUGAGGAUGAAUAACUCUGAGGAACUGUGUAACAUGUGUGAUACAUUGGGUUCCUUACUGGCACAGGAAUCACAUGGAGCUGCACUGUGUGGGGCUGAGGGGGCAGAUAAUGAGGGGGGCACAGAUGGGAUAAUGGCCCCUGGUUUGGCUCAUAUUGUGCUGGGUAUAAGGAGACUGAUCUAUGGGCAGGAGGCUACAAACCUGUUGCUGGAUAUAAACACGGCUCAUAAUAAUGUAUUUGUAUCAGGGGACAGGAAAUCUGCUUCCUACUCACUAACAGAACUACAUUACCCACAAUCCCCAGAGAGAUUUCAAUGGGAGCCUCAGACUUUAAGCAGCAGGAGUUUCCCCUCAGGGCGACAUUACUGGGAAGUGGAGGGCAGUAAAACAGGAGGCUGGGGGGUAGGGGUGGCCUAUCCCAGUAUAGAGAGGAGAGGGAAUCAGUCUGGUUUUGGGAAUAAUAACAAGUCAUGGGGUUUGUUUAGAUGGGCAUAUAAUAGUUAUUCAGUGGAACAUGACAGUGAAUGGACAGAUUUAUCCCACGUCCCUUCUUGCAGAAGAAUUGGGAUCUGGUUGGACUAUGAGGCUGGACGUCUGUCCUUUUAUGAGCUGAGUGAGCCAAUCAGACACUUACACACCUUCACUGUCACAUUCACUGAGCCCCUUCAUGCUGCUUUCUGGGUAUUUGGGGAAGGUGCCUGGGUGAGAAUCAUUAGAGAGAGAAAAAAAGGAGAUGAAGUACUAACACUAGAUGGAAAGACAGAUAGACAGAUAGGAGAAAGUGAGGAUCUGACCCCAGGCAGAGAGUUGGAGCCAGAGAGUCAGAUGCAGGAGGAGGAUGUUGUGUCUCAUAUAAUCCACAAGGGGGAGACAGAGAGGGAAGAGUUGGUCGGGCAGAUCCUGGACAUGGAGGAGAUGUGUAACAUGUGUGAUACAUUGUGUUCCUUACUGGCACAGGAAUCACAUGGAGCUGCACUGUGUGGGGCUGAGGGGGCAGAUAAUGAGGGGGGCACAGAUGGGAUAAUGGCCCCUGGAUUGGCUCAUAUUGUGCUGGGUAAAAGAAGGCGGAUCAUUGGACAGGAGGCUACAGACCUGUUACUGGAUAUAAACACGGCUGGGAAUUAUGUAUCUGUAUCAGGAGACAGGAAAUCUACAGAAUACUCAGAAAUUUACCAAUUUUACCCACAAUCUCCAGAGAGUUUUCAGGAUAAGCCCCAGGCUUUAGGCAGCAGGAGUUUCUCCUCAGGGCGACAUUACUGGGAAGUGGAGGUCAGUGAAUCAGGGGAGUGGGGGGUAGGGGUGGCCUAUCCCAGUAUAGAGAGGAGAGGGAGACAGUCCUGGUUUGGGAAUAAUAACAAGUCCUGGUGUUUGUACAAGUUGGAUGAUGAUACAUAUUCAGUGGCACAUGACAGUGAAUGGACAAAGUUAUCCCACAUCCCUUCCUGCAGGAGAAUCAGGAUCUGGUUGGACUAUGAGGCCGGACGUCUGUCCUUUUAUGAGCUGAGUGAGCCAAUCAGACACUUACACACCUUCACUGUCACAUUCACUGAGCCCCUUCAUGCUGCAUUCUGGGUAGGGUGGGAAGGUGCCUGGGUGAGAAUCAUUAGAAAGUAAUUUAUCUGGGGGGAUAAAGGGAAAUUAUUAUUAUUAUUAUUAUUAACAUGUAUUUAUUUAGCGCCAAUAUAUUUCAUAGCACUGUAAAGUAAAUGUGUUUAUACAACUAAAUCCCAUGAAUUAUAUACAUAGAACAU